UUGAGUGUUUUUCGCAUUGUUAAACUAUCUGGUUACUGAUUGUGCAUUUGUGAUUCUCAAUUUCACCUCUGCUUUUGAAUUUUUUUCGCUUAGUUGCUUUACGAAAUUUGAAGUUUGUAAUUCUUAGUUUCACCUCUGUUUUUGAAUGUUUGCUUAAUUGAUUCACGAUACUUCAAUUUAUCUUCGUUUCUUUGAAUUCUUGUGAAAUUCGAGAUUGUUGCUAUUUCAUUUGAUCCUUUGUUAUCUGAUUAUUGAUUGUGAUUCUCAAUCUGAGCUCUGUUUCUGAAUUUUUGCUCAAGUGAGUUGCAGAACUUCGUUUCUUUGGAUUAUAUUGAAACUCAAAAUGGAGUUAUUGCUGCGUCGUUUUAGUUUUUGUUUCCUGGUUAUCGCCUAUGUGAUUCUUUCUUGCGAAGCUACUACGGAUCAUCUCGACGUUUUAGCAUUACAAGACAUGUACAAUGCCCUAAAUAGGCCAAAGCAGCUGAAGGGGUGGAAGGCUGUAGGUGGAGACCCAUGCGAGCAAUCUUGGACUGGAGUUGAAUGCUCUGGUUCAUCCGUCAUUCAUAUCAAACUUCAUGGACUAGAACUCGAAGGUUUUCUGGGUAAUCAGCUAUUCAAUCUUCAUAGCUUGAAAAACUUGGAUAUUGGCUCAAAUAAAAUCGGAGGUGAAAUCCCAAAUGGCCUGCCACCUAAUGCGACCCACUUGAAUCUGUCAUCGAACAAGUUUUUACUGAGCAUUCCACAUUCCGUUUCUUACUUGAGAAGAUUGAGACAUCUGAAUCUUAGCCACAACUUGUUAUCUGGGCCCAUUGGAAGUGUAUUUGAAGGUCUUGAAAACUUGAAGGAGAUGGAUCUAUCAUAUAACAAAUUUAGCGGAGAUCUACCAAGCUCGUUUGCAUCUCUGAGAAAUCUUACCAACUUAUAUCUGCAAAACAAUGAGCUCACUGGUUCAGUGGUAUACCUGGCUGACCUAGAACUGACUGACCUGAACAUCCAAGACAACCAUUUCAGUGGCAUAAUCCCGCAACAUUUUCAGACUAUUCCGAAUUUAUGGAUUGGAGGCAAUAAUUUCAAUAAAGUGGGUGCUUACUCACCAUGGAAUUUCCCUUUUGACAAGGUCCCAAACGAGCAGAAUAUUAGUAGUCCCCCAAUCGCUGAGUCAAAUGCCAUAGAGAAUGAUCCUUCUCGGGAAAUGCAACACCACAAGAAAAAGAGGAAGACUUUAGGAAUAAUAGCAUUAGGAGUUGGUGGAACAGCCUUGGUCAUAACUCUUCUGGCACUUGCUAUUACUGUUCACAUUAAGCGAAAUCAUGUUCCUCAGCAUGAAAGCUUAAAUAGUAGCAGUAGGUCUAUGUGCUCCUUUCCAGUUAGCUCAACUGGAGAUCAAUCUCCUGGGAGAUAUGAUGAAAUCCCGCAGAUUUCAGCUGUCAAAACUGCACCUAUGGUCUUUCCCAGAACUAUACCUGCUGUUCGUGUGUCAACAAAAUUCCAAGAGCCCCCAAAUGCAAAGCUUUAUAGGAUAGCUGAACUCCAGUUUGCUACAAACAACUUUAGUGAAGAGAACUUUCUUGGAGAGGGAUCACUUGGUUCUGUUUACAAAGCAGAGUUUCCUGAUGAGCAGAUUUUAGUUGUAAAAAACAUAAACAUGGUAUCACUGUCUCUUCAUGAAGAGGAACAGUUUAUGGAUGUUGUACGUUGCACAUCCCGCUUGCAACACCCCAAUAUUAUACGUCUUGUAGGCUACUGUGUAGAGCAAGGACAGCAUUUCCUUGUAUAUGAGCAUGUGAAAGAUCUGACACUUGACAAAGCUCUGCAUUGUAAAAACUAUUUACCUCUCACCUGGGACCUCCGUAUCCAUAUAGCUCUUGGUGUAGCACAAGCCCUCGAAUAUAUGCAUUCCUUGUCGCCCCCCGUUGCACACUGCAAUCUGAAAGCCGCCAACAUAUUGCUAGAUGACAAGCUUAAGCCUAGAGUAUGUGACAGCGGACUUUCUGUACUGAGGCCUCUCUCUAGCAAUAGUGUCAAAGUCAAGGCUUCUGAGAUGGCUAUUACUGACUGUGGCUACAUUGCGCAAGACUAUGGGCAAACAGGAACAGAGAACAUAAAGACUGAUGUAUACGCCUUUGGUGUCUUGCUUCUUGAACUUUUAACCGGAAGAAGACCAUUUGAUAGUUCUCGACCAAUACAAGAGCAAUGUCUGAUAAAAUGGGCUUCAAGUAGGCUUCAUGAUUACGGCUCUCUUGAGGACAUGGUUGAUCCUAUUCUAAGAAGAUCAUUCACUGCAAAGGCCCUCUCUCGAUGUGCUGAUAUCAUAUCCUUAUGCGUGCAGCCAGAGAAAGAAUUCCGGCCUCGAAUGUUAGAGGUUGCUGAAGCUCUGACGAGAAUCAUGCCAAAGCCCGGGACAGAUAGUAUUGAACUGGAUGCCUUUGAAAAAUCAUUCCGGUCGACUAAUACUCGUUUUCUGAACUCUCCUGAGACAAAUUUCAUGCCUAUCUGACGUGGCCAGACUGGGAAAUUUAGAACUCGCCAGUCUGCUUAAAAAUAAGAUGCACAAAGCUACUUGCUUAAACAUAUAAGUCUUUCUGUAUGGACCAAGUAGGCUAGGACUCCACCAUACUGUAGUAAAAACCAACAAUAUUUCUUAAGUUUCUUGUAACUGUCUAAUUCUUUGGACAAGUUUGUUCUCCACAGUGAUCAAAAUCUCAUUCAGCUUUUGCGGAGUUUUUAUAGUCUACAAGUACCUGAGAAUGGAGUAAAAACAGAGUACUAAGUAACUGAUCAUGGAGCCUGAAUUAAUUUACAUGAAUCAGAUAUUCUGUUUAUGGUUA
Molecule: messenger RNA, 2828 nt
Organism: Beta vulgaris subsp. vulgaris (sugar beet)
Lineage: Eukaryota; Viridiplantae; Streptophyta; Magnoliopsida; Caryophyllales; Amaranthaceae
Product: protein STRUBBELIG-RECEPTOR FAMILY 2
Exons: 16
Coding region: 344-2497 (717 amino acids)
Biological process (GO): protein phosphorylation
Molecular function (GO): ATP binding; protein binding; protein kinase activity
Source: RefSeq, a predicted model, not a curated record